UAAAAGCUUUUUAUCCUCUCCUCCACAAGGGAACAGUGUAAAUUUAGGGAUUCAUAGUCCUAGCUAAAACAUGAUGAACAACCAACAAGGGUACCAAGCAUACCAAGGGAUAGAAGACAUGCUCUCCUUGCCGACGGGACCCGCUGCCGCCACGGCCUCGUGUGCGGUGGACGCCCCGCUGUCGUACUCCCUUCUCUACAAUGUCUCCGCACUUUGCGAGAAGAUCCAGCAACUGGAAUCCUACGUCGGGAUCAUCAUCUCCCCUAGCAGGAUGCAGCAAGAGUCGGUGGGGGUUGCGGUGUCCGAUGCGGGUUCUCUCGCCAAGGAGAUCAUUGUCUCAACCUCGUCGAUCAUGUAUGCACUCCAGCAGAUUGGACUCGAGACGGUCUCCGCUCCAACCGAUGAGCUAUUAGCCCGACAGGCGAAAACCUCUUACGAGGAUUCGAGCGAAGCGCUCGACCAUGCGGUUCGAAGCAAUAACCUCGACGGAGGUCGGAGCAUCGUCUUUUCCGAUGCCGAUGUUCACUACAGUUGCAACCCUAGCAACACAACAAGUGACCACAUGACGAGCGGUAACAAUGGCGAUCAUGCAGUCAAUAGCAACAAAAAUCACGGCAAGCCGGGGUUUUCUCACACUGCCGAGAAGAAAAAGGAGCCCAAACUCGGCUCAUUGUCGAAGGAGUAUGAUGUAAUCGAGCUAAACGCUGCAGAUUUGCUAGCGAUGUACUCUUACUAUUGCCAAGUGUGCGGGAAGGGGUUCAAGCGGGACGCGAACCUGAGGAUGCACAUGAGAGCCCACGGCGACGAGUACAAGACCACCGCAGCGCUCACCAACCCAGCGAAGACGAUGAUCGCCGCUCUAUCGGGUGACAAAGUAGUGGGGUGCGGGGCACGCAAGUACUCGUGCCCGCAGGAAGGGUGCAGGUGGAACAAGAAGCACCCACGGUUCACACCGCUCAAGUCGCUGGUGUGCAUGAAGAACCACUACAAGCGGCGCCACUGCCCGAAGAUGUAUGUGUGCAAACGGUGCGAGCAGAAGCAGUUCUCGUUGCUGUCGGACCUCCGCACCCACGAGAAGCACUGCGGGGACCUCCGGUGGCGGUGCUCCUGCGGCACCAACUUCUCCCGGAAGGACAAGCUCAUGGGGCAUGUCGCGCUCUUCGUGGGACACACUCCGAUCAUCGGCGGCGCCUCAUGCAGCUUCACCAAGAACUAGUUUGCCCGUACGAAUAUUUAGGAGGGGGAGUUGAUCUUAAACAGGUAUCGUACGCUUAUAGUUCAUGUUUAGCAUUGCAUGUUAAUAAUAUAAUGGAAUAUAUAUACAGUUACACUUGUUGAUUUGGCUUAUGUGUUUAAUUCGUACACCUCACUUGUUGUAAAACAGUAGAUACUCCAAACACUAGCUACAGGUUGAUAUUUCCAUGCUUUUAAAAGCAUGUUAUCUUUGGACACGUACAUCAUGCAUGUAAUCAUGUAGAAAGGGUCUUCUUCGAUCUUUAUAUAAUAAGAACAAGAAAAGAAUGCAUUUUUUCAAAAAAAGAAUGCAUUUUUUCAAUAGUUGGGACUUCUUCAAUAGUUAGAAGCUGAAGAAGCAAGCCCCAACACUCUAUAUCUCUUAAUUACAUCUCCGUACUUUAC
Messenger RNA from Ananas comosus (pineapple), 1638 nucleotides. RefSeq names its product zinc finger protein STAR3-like. The record is from RefSeq and is a predicted model, not a curated record. The transcript has a single exon. Bases 71 to 1216 code for a protein of 381 amino acids. Gene Ontology annotation, biological process: response to aluminum ion; response to acidic pH. Lineage: Eukaryota; Viridiplantae; Streptophyta; Magnoliopsida; Poales; Bromeliaceae.